UUCAGGACACAGACACCGCUAACUUAUCUCUGCCCAGAUGAAGUCCUAAAAUCGUUUUUAGAUUUAACCUUUAAUCACGGUGUCCGACCUCCUUGUCGGGGAUGCGAAGAGAUGCCUCGGUAGUCGCUGCGGUGCCGCCUUUUUCAGUUUUAAACCGAAACGUCCGCCAACGAGCCUCAACGAACGAACUCUUUACACUGCGACCCUCUUUUUUUAAUAUCUCGACGAGCCGCCUCGUUUCAACGCUGUCGGGAGUUGGAUGUUAAAUAAAACAGCACCGAGGAAAAUUCUCACAAAAAAAACAACGCCCGUCCCGUUUGUAUGAAAUUCGAAUGGCCAAAAUACAGGCUGUCUGCCUUCGCCUGACGUGUGAAUGCUGUUAUUUCGAUAGCCUCGUUGGGCUCCCUCUCUCAUCUCGGAGUACGUUCUCUUAGCGGAAAUAACGCGAGCGGAGGAAACCGCGUUUAGUUCUGCUGAAGAUGUCCUUCUUCAAUUUUAGGAAGAUCUUCAAACUGGGACCGGAUAGGAAGAAGAAGCAGUAUGAACAUGUGCACAGGGAUGUGAACCCAGAGGAAAUCUGGGAGAUUGUAGGGGAACUGGGGGAUGGAGCGUUUGGGAAAGUGUACAAGGCUCAGAACAAACAAAAUGGAACCUUGGCUGCUGCAAAGGUGAUUGACACAAAGACAGAGGAGGAGCUUGAGGAUUACAUGGUAGAAAUUGACAUUCUGGCCUCCUGCGACCACCAUCAUAUCGUCAAACUGCUGGAUGCAUUCUACUAUGAAAGCAAACUUUGGAUUCUGAUUGAGUUCUGUGCGGGUGGCGCUGUGGAUGCCAUCAUGCUGGAACUAGAAAGGCCAUUGACAGAACCCCAGAUCCGUGUGGUGUGUAAGCAGACCUUGGAAGCCUUGGUUUACCUCCAUGAGAACAAGGUCAUCCACAGAGACCUGAAGGCCGGCAACAUUCUCCUCUCCUUGGAAGGGGACGUGAAACUGGCUGACUUUGGGGUUUCUGCUAAAAAUACUAAGACAUUACAAAGAAGAGAUUCUUUCAUUGGAACUCCAUAUUGGAUGGCCCCAGAAGUGGUGAUGUGCGAGACCUCCAAGGACCGCCCAUACGACUACAAGGCGGACAUCUGGUCACUAGGUGUCACCCUGAUUGAGGUGGCGCAGAUUGAGCCGCCCAACCAUGAGAUGAACCCCAUGAGAGUGUUGCUGAAAAUAGCCAAGUCCGAGCCACCCACACUCAUGCAACCCUCUCGCUGGUCACCGGAGUUUAAUGACUUUCUACGAAAGGCACUUGAUAAGAAUGUGGACAAUAGGUGGGGUCCAACACAGUUGUUACAGCAUCCCUUUGUCACCAGUGUAGUGGAUAGCAGACCACUCAGAGAACUGAUCGCUGAGGCCAAAGCUGAAGUCACAGAAGAAAUUGAAGAAGGCAAAGAAGAGGAGGAGGAGGAGGAGACAGAAGCACCUCUGGUGACACCUGGCCACAGGCGGGCACCGUCAGACACCAGUGUAGCCAGCUCAGAGGAUGAAAAAGUUCCUCCGACUACCUCCACCCUGGAAUCUGUCACAGAGAAGAUGGAGGUUGAUGCAGCUGUGGACAGGACCAGUGAUAAGCUUUCUGAUGAAGGAUUGGGGACAAGUGAGUUCGACAAGACUGAGGAGGACAAACUCAUUGAGGUUUCUGAUGCCAGUAAUGAAGACCUGGCCCCUGAGUUACUGCAGCCUACUAAGGAGCUCAUCUCAGAGGAGCUGUUAGUAGCUGAGCUGGAAGAGGGACCCUCUGAUGAGAUUUCUACUGAACCCAUGGUAUCGCAGCCAGAGGAGCCAUUAGAUACAGCCUGUAUACAAGAAGCUGUGACAGUUAGCCAAGAAACAGGGGAGGAGGAGAGGGAGACGCAAGAAGAUAAUAACACUGAGGAUGAACUUCCUGAAGUAGUUAAAGGAGUUAUGGAACCCCAAGAGAAGGAGGAUAGAAAAGAACCAAGCACAGAUGAAAUUGUGGCGACUCCUCAGGCUGUUAUAACCACAGAAUCAGCAGAGCAGCAUGAAGGUUUACCAGAAGAACUAGAUUCUAUAUCAAGAGAGGUGGUGGAGGGAGAGGAAGAGGGAAGAGGACCUGCUAAGGAAGUAACCUCACAGGAAGCGACAGAGGAAAGACAGCCACACACAGUUGAGGAACUUAACACAAGAGUGGAGACUGAUAUGGAAUCAAACUCUGAGUCAAAUGUUAAAGUUGCAGACGUAAAUGGAGCCAUAGACAUACAUUCGAGCACAGCUGAGUUCUCCGCUGAGAUCUCUGUAAAGAAUGAGACCACAGAAGAAGAGCCCUGUCAGGUGACCAAAGAGGAGCCUGAAGAUGAGGCUCUGGAGGUGGAAGAACACCCUGCAGAGGAGGCAAAGGCCAAAGAAGAGGUUGAACCAAAGGAGCAGCCAGCAGCCAAGUCUGCAAAUGAAGUCAGUGAAGAAGCCAAAGACACCGCUGGGGAUUUGGAGCCAGUGAUCAUUUCAGAAGUUGCCUUUGAUAAGGAAGUGGAGGAGAGGGGUAUUAAGGAAGAGGAAAGCACUUCCAAAGGUGCUGUCUCUGGCCCUGAGAGUGGGACAGAGUCUGAAACUAAGACUGAGCAGGGAAGCUCUGCGGUGACCGGUAAAUCAGAUGUGGAGAAAGACUCAGACUCUGGGAGCAGCUCUGCUGCUGAUAGCAACAGCCUUGACCUAAAUCUAUCCAUCUCCAGCUUCCUGUCCAAGAGCAAAGAGGGGGGAUCUGUGUCUGUGCAGGACCUGAAACGGCAGAAGAAGACUCUAAAGAAGACGCGUAAGUUCAUGGUGGAUGGCGUGGAGGUCAGCGUGACCACAUCGAAGAUAGUGACAGAUAACGAUGCCAAGAAUGAAGAGAUGAGGUUCUUGAGACGGCAGGAGCUGAGGGAGCUACGUCUCCUGCAGAAGGAGGAGCAGAGGGCCCAGCAGCAGCUCAGCAACAAGCUGCAGCAGCAAAGAGAGCAGAUCUACCGGCGCUUUGAACAGGAGACCACUAAUAAGAAGCGCCAGUAUGACCUAGAGGUGGAGAACCUGGAGAAAAAGCAGAAGCAGACCAUUGAACGACUGGAACAAGAUCACACCAACCGGCUCCGGGAUGAGGCAAAACGCAUUAAAGCAGACCAGGAUAAGGAGCUGUCCAAGUUCCAGAACAUGCUGAAGAAUCGCAAGAAGGAGGUGAAACAGGAAGUCGGACAGUCACCCAAACACAUGAAAAAAGAGCUUAUGAAACGCUUAAAGGAGGACCUGGCGCUCAUUAAGAGUGCAGAGGAGCAGGAAUUCCUGCAGAAGCAGCAGCAGGAGCUGGACGCAGCUCUAAAGAAGAUCAUCCAGCAGCACAAGAUUGAGAUCGCCACCAUUGAGAGAGAGUGCCUCAACCACAAACAGCAGCUGAUGAGAGCUCGGGAGGCGGCCAUGUGGGAGUUAGAGGAGCGUCACCUUCAGGAGAAGCACCAGCAGCUGAAGCAGCAGUUAAAAGACCAGUACUUCAUGCAAAGACACCAGCUGCUGAAGAGGCAUGAGAAGGAGAUGGAACAGAUGCAGCGCUACAACCAGAGGCUAAUAGAAGAGAUGAAAAACAGGCAGACACAGGAGAGGGGUCGCCUACCCAAGAUACAGCGCAGCGAGGCCAAAACCCGUAUGGCCAUGUUCAAGAAGAGCCUCCGCAUCACUGCUGCAGCGGGCACACCGGAACAGGAGAGGGAGAGGAUAAAACAGUUUGCUAUGCAGGAAGACAAGAGGCAGAAAAAUGAGAGACUGCACCAACACCAGAAACAUGAGAACCAGAUGAGGGACCUCCAGCUGCAGUGUGACUCCAACAUCAGAGAGCUGCAGCAGCUACAGAACGAAAAGUGCCACCUAUUGAUCGAGCAUGAGACCCAGAAGCUGAAGGAGUUGGACGAGGAACACAGCCAAGAGAUAAAGGAGUGGAGAGAGAACCUCAGGCCCAGGAAGAAGGCUUUGGAGGAGGAGUUCACCCGGAAGCUCCAAGAGCAGGAAGUCUUCUUUAAGAUGAGCGGCGAGUCUGAAUGCCUUAACCCCACCACCCAAAGUCGAGUCUCUAAGUUUUACCCCAUCCCCAACAUGCACAACUCGGGCCCAUAGCGUUUUGUCAGGCUUUACAACAGAGCAGUCAAGUUUUUAAAAAAAAUGGUUGUGCUUCUAUACAACUCUUUUGGAACUGUAGAUGUUUUGCCCGAUCAUCAUUAGUAAUAGUAAACAUGUCAUUGACUGCACUGUUAUAUUUCAAGUAUUCAAUGUACACAGAGACACUCCCUCCCCUUGCUUCAUCACUCCUCUCUUGGUUUGUUGGGAAAUGUUGUCCAAGGGACAGUUGCACUUUUCUAAGCAUGUUCGAAUUUUACAUCUCUGUAAUGGGAGGCUAAGUCAAGUAAGGGUUAUCAAAAGACUUGAAAGCACAGCCUACUAAAGAAUGAAUGAUCUCUAGUGCCUAAGUUAAUGAUUUUCUUUUCCUCAAGGCUAAGGCCUGUUUUCUAAGGCUUGCAGUAACUACGGUGUACCCUUAAAGUGUAUAUGUUGCACUUAAAUAGCAGGUGCAUCAUUAAAUGAUAUAAAGCAUUGCUUUGAUAAUUUCUCAUGAGGUGGUACUUGAGCCAAUUCUUAGAUCAUGUUUGAGUGAACAAGGGGGGCACAGUUGGUUCGGCUGAGAGAAUUUUGGGAUUCAAGAAGCUCCAGAAAAGUCUGUACUUCAAGGGCCAUUCUCGUGAUUUUGUGGUCUUCUCUGUGCCCAUUUCAUCUUGGGGGUCAAUAUACCUUACAGUGCCCCAGUGAGAUGAUAAUGCUCUGUAUUUUGAAUAAAAUAGAAUGUAAUGUCUUGCAAAUGAUGCGCUGAGUAAAUUGUUAUUUGUAUGUGUCUUUUGAAGUGAAGUUAUAUGCUGUGCUCAACAUAAAUGGAGAAUAUUACAAUCUUGAGUUGAACAGAUGGGGGGGAAAAAAUCUAAAACUCACACUUCUAUUUGAAAGCUGUACCCCACAUCACACAAUCGCCUCCAUCACAUUAUCAGAGAUUGAUGUAUUUCUUCUGUUUGUUGGAAUUGUCGACUAAAUAGAAGUUUAAAUACUCGUGUGCUUUUUUGUUCAUCGAAUCAUUCGAUCUUCCCCCCGAGUUGAACAACUUUCACAUGGAUGACUAAACAUUAGAGACACAUGGUUUCCUAGGAAGUACUGUGUGGGGGUAACAGAACAUAACCUGAUACUGAAGGAAUGUAAAGCUGUUAAUUUGCACUGUUUAUUAGCCACGUGAGCUGAAAAUAUGCAGUAGUAUACUGUCAGGACACUGACAGUGAGGAAGAAUUAUCAGAGUUCCUCUUUCCAGUCACCUUUGUCUCACCCAAGCCUAUUCCCGAAAUUGACUGAAUUGUUUAUGUUUUGCAUGCUUUUUCUUUCUUUUUUUUUCAACUUGGAAUUAAAAUGUUCGUUUCAAAUAUGCCCUUGCUAUUAUAGGACAUUUAGUUUUCUAAAUAUGUAUACAUAGUAUAUCAAUGCUGUAACCACUUUUACUGAUUCAGCCCUCUUUAUGAGGCCGUGAUAUGGCACCGUGGUGUUUUGAAAGGUGUGCUACUAUGCUGUCUUCACUCCCGAGUGUAUGAACUCGAAAGUGUGUCCGUUUGGUGUAUUUUUAUGAUAGGAACACAAGUGUUGGUGGCUUGGAGGCCUGUUUCAAGAGAACAGAUGCAGGAUUUUGUUACAACAUAUCAUUAGUGCAUGUCAUAUUUUAUGCGUGCCAGA
Molecule: messenger RNA, 5786 nt
Organism: Lampris incognitus (smalleye Pacific opah)
Lineage: Eukaryota; Metazoa; Chordata; Actinopteri; Lampriformes; Lampridae
Gene: slka
Product: STE20-like kinase a
Exons: 19
Coding region: 480-4142 (1220 amino acids)
Biological process (GO): protein phosphorylation
Molecular function (GO): ATP binding; protein serine/threonine kinase activity
Source: RefSeq, a predicted model, not a curated record